Molecule: messenger RNA, 1026 nt
Organism: Saprolegnia parasitica CBS 223.65
Lineage: Eukaryota; Oomycota; Saprolegniomycetes; Saprolegniales; Saprolegniaceae
Exons: 2
Coding region: 16-957 (313 amino acids)
Biological process (GO): protein homooligomerization
Molecular function (GO): protein binding
Source: RefSeq, a predicted model, not a curated record
GAUGGUCGAAAGGUCAUGUUGGAAUUGAAGACCAUGGACCUGGACGAACGCUGGGCGACGCUCAAGGCCGCGCUGCCGCCCGAGCGCCAUGGCGCCUUCGACACAUUGAUCGCCGACCUCGAGUCGGAGAUGCGCGAGGUUCAGGUUCAGGCCGAGGCGCUUCGCGCGACCGAGGCGCGCAUGGCGCGGCAGGCGGUGGCCGGCGCCGACGUCGUCUCGCUCAACAUUGGUGGCACCAAGUUUGCCACGUCGCGCGCCAACCUCGCGCGCCUCGAAGGCAGCUUCUUCCACGCGAUGCUCGCGUCCAAGGUCUGGCAGCCCAACGCCGACGGCGAGUACUUUAUUGACGUGGACCCUAAACACUUUGGCCGGCUCAUGCGCUACAUCCGCACCGGCGACUGUAGCCUCACGGGCCUUGACGCGAUCGGAAAGCGCGAAUUUCGGUGGCUCCUACACUACUUUUCCUUGGACGAGCCAUCGGCAAGUGCGUGGGAUCCGCAACGCAUGAGCAAGCACCUCGAUCUGACCAAGGACGCGACCCUCGUGACCAAGCGCGUGCUGCGCGCCGGCGACAGCUACGUCAUGGCAGCGACGACAGCUACUCGGUUUGUCGUCAAGGUCUCGCCGCUGCACCCGGUCGAUAUUGGGUUCUCAACGUCGGCAAUGAUGACGACAACCGAUGUCCGCGCCGGCUAUUUCUUUCGCUGUCCGUCUGGGCUGCUGCAUAGCUUUGACCCAACACGCCGCGUAUCGACCAAGAAGAGCACGUCGCCAGCGGCCAUUCUUGAAGGCGACUUGGUGGUGACGGCGAUUUGGGACGUCUUUGGCCAUCACGUUCGGUUUGAAGUCAACGGCAAGGCCAUUGCGCACGUGCUGGGCCAGAUCCCAGACACAUACGAGCUUAUCCCGACUGUCUGGCUCAGUGAGCAAGCCAUGCAAGUCGAACUCGUGCCUUAAUUGUUGGCUACCCAAAAGCAUGCGCAUAGCAAUCCCUAGCCAAAAUACAUUCAACAACCUGAGAUCGCC